CUAGCCUUCGGUGCGCGGCGCUUUGCUAUCUAAAGCGCAUCUAGGGGCCUAGAGCACGAGCUCGGACGCAGCAAGCCGCCUGUGUUCACCACAGAUUGGUAUCUUCGAGCACUGAGAGUGGCGCUUCGCAGUGAUCCCCCUAGAAGCAACACCCAGAGUCAAGAGCACUCCGCCGCGCUGCGCGAAUCUGUGGUUGUAGCGCACGGAUCGCAAGGAUGUCGGACGCGGUCGACGCCGCCGCGGACGGCGCCGCCGAAGCGAUGGAAACGGUCGCCACGACCACAACAACGCUGGCGACGAGCGCCCUCGCCACAAUAUCAACCUACGUAAGCGCCCACGUGGCCGCGACGCGCGACGAGGCUGUAAGGUUCUGCUCCGAUGUCACGGAAAAGGCCCUCGCGUCCCUAGAACCGGAAACUUCAUUGUAUGUGCAAGACGUCGCGCAAGCCCUAAAGGAGGUCUGGCAAUCUCUACUACUACUUAUCAAGGCGUUGUACGCCUUUCUCAAACUCGUAGGAGAACCUUUACUACGAAAACUAGCCCAAGCAAUACAAAAACAACCAACAAACGUAAAAGCGGCAGAAGUAGCGUUACUCUUGACGAUCUUCGUGUUAUGGCGCGUAGAAGCAUACCCGCGCGGCCGGAAGAUGCUGAAACGGUGGCACCGGGCCUUUGUCAUCAGACGCGUUUCUUUUGAUGCUAAACGAAAUAAAAUAAAAAGGGCCUACCGCCGCGCUCUAGAACAUAUGGAUUCGAAGUCGCGGGCUUGUAUGUCGGUGGCCCCUCACGUCGCGUUCUUCGCGGUGAUAUUGCUCGUGCGACAUGUCAACCCUACACUAUCGACAGGCUUCUGGACGUCUCCUUAUAUAGUGUUCGUGUGCUUAUCAUUACGAUUAGUCAACACCGAUGCGGCGCUGAAGAAAGCCGCUGCUUUAGAUAAAGUCGAGGACAUCGUCAGUGCGAACCGGAGGCGCUACUCGGAAGAUCCGCGGGCGGCGUCGGCGCGAGCUGCUGUUACUGAACAAUUAAAAUUCUGGAGUAUCGUCGGUUUUCUAGCGGGCAUCCGGGGCGGCCUUCGAGCUUUGCCUUAUGCGAUCAACUUGUUUGAGGAUGAUAUAGCUGUCCUAGAGGAAGUGAGAGGCGUGUUCCUGGUUUGGUUGCUGUACAUGGGCACUGAUUUAGCACAUACUAUAAUAGGACGACUACUACGAUCAUAUACCACACCUCCUGUCCCGCAACCAUCGUAUAGAGACCAGCGGGACCCGUGGUGGGUGAACGAGGCCAUCCGACGAUCAUUACCUGGAUUCAUAGCGAAGCGCAUCGGCGACGGGAGUCGCAUCCGAGCCAAAACGCUGGAGAUCUGGUUCGACGUGGACGGGUGGCGGGCCCUAGCGGUUGGUACCGUAACCCUAAUAACGGUCGGUCCCGUCUGUCGGGCCGGCGCCGCGUGCGUGGGCUUCGUAUUACCCACGAUCGCCGCUUUGAGGUGUGGGAGAGCACCUCCUUCCCGACCGUGCUACCGGGAUCUCGCCGCGGCGACCGAUGCGCGCGCUCGUAGAUAUUUGGCUUAUGGUGCGGUGCUAGGUGUCAGGGAGGUUUUAUUGCUGCACGAUUCCGUGCGGCAGGUGUAUUCGUAUAUGCCUUUUCGCAACCACGCCGACAUCGUGGUUUUUCUCUGGCUGCAGCUGCCGGUGUUUCAGGGUGCCGUGGCCUUGCACGCGCGGUGGACGCGGCGUUAUAUGGCGAUCGUGGAGAAGUUCCGCGACAAGGAUUAAGUUCUGUUUCUUUGUCUCG
Pelagomonas calceolata is the source of this 1794-nucleotide messenger RNA. NCBI's taxonomy places the organism in Eukaryota, Pelagophyceae, Pelagomonadales, Pelagomonadaceae. The record is from the annotation of a GenBank genome assembly.